Messenger RNA from Coccinella septempunctata (seven-spotted ladybird), 1640 nucleotides. RefSeq names its product putative ankyrin repeat protein RF_0381. Gene Ontology annotation, molecular function: protein binding. The record is from RefSeq and is a predicted model, not a curated record. The coding region runs from base 57 to 1310 and encodes 417 amino acids. The transcript has a single exon. NCBI's taxonomy places the organism in Eukaryota, Metazoa, Arthropoda, Insecta, Coleoptera, Coccinellidae.
UUGUUAAUUCGAAUUGCCGAAGGUUGGUUAUAAGUGAAAUCAAGGUUCUUUGUACGAUGAGUUCAAUAUUGUUACCGCCAUAUUUACCCUUUCAUGAUCUUGUUAAACACGAAGUGAACGUCUACAAAAUAGUGAAUGUAUUACAGCAAUACUUAAGAAGCAACAACAUCGACGUCAACACCAAAGAUCCUAAUACCAAACAGGCUCUUGUGCAUUAUGCCUGCUACUCAAAGUCUUUGUCGUUCGGGAGUGUCUUUCUGGACACUUUUCACGAAGAAAUCGAUAUCCAUGCCAAAACCUCUAACAACGAAACUCCUCUUCAUUUCGCCGUACAGAGGGGCAACAAAGGAACUGUCGAAACCUUGUUGAGACUUGGUGCUAAAUCGAACGUCGGCCGAAGCAACGAUGGCCAAACACCUAUUCACCUAGCGUGUCGAAAAAAGGGAUCAGUCGAUAUACUGAAAAUGCUUCUUUUCGAUCCGACUGUCGAUAUAAACGCCCAGGAUAACAGAAAAUGCACAGGCCUGCAUCACGCCGUUUCCGAAAAUGACAUUUAUAUGGUGAAACUCUUAUUGAAACACGGUGCGGAUCCUAAUGCUCGAGAUAAAUCGAAUGCAACUCCUUUGCAUAUUGCAGCAAGACGCUCUUACAACCUAAUCAUUGACGAGCUGUUAACAAACCGUGCCUUGGUGAAUGUCGCCGAUAUCUACGGUGUUACCCCUCUACAUUUGGCAGUGACUACCAGUAAUGAAUACGCAGUUAGGAAAUUCCUCGAAUACGCCGGUGAUCCCAACUUCAGUCCCAAUGUGGAAAAGAUAAAUAUUGUUCAUUCAGCUUUGCUUCAAAAUAAUACGACGAUCCUCUCUCUCAUUCUGAAAUACUCUGACAAUAUUGAUGUCGUCGAUGAAAAAUCGUUAACACCUCUGGAAAAAGCUGUUGAGAUUGGUGAUGAGAAAAAAGUGAAAAUUUUAUUGAAAUAUACAACCAAUCCGGAAGUCAUGAGGAACUUGAUUAUGAUAUCCGUCUCCAAAGGUGAUAUGAAAAUCACAAAAUUACUUCUUGAAUCCAAAGCAGUUGCUUUUAUUAAUACAAUAUCGAAGAAUGGUAGUUUUCCCCUGCUAGAAGCAGUUAAUUGGCGUAGAAUUGAUUAUUUAGCGCUUUUACUGGCAUACGGUGCUGAUAUUAAUCUUAAAAGCAAAGAUGGACAUACCGCACUCACUAAAGCUUCUAAAUACCGCUUUUAUGAAAUCGAACAGUUUUUAUCACAACCCGAAAAAUUUUCUUCCUACAUAACUUCUUAUAUUGAGUGAGACAUAUCUAAAACAUUACACCGUAAUAAAUUAUAUUUUAGAGUAAACGACUGAAUAUAAAUUAAGGCGAAUAUUCAAAAUAAUGUACAUAAUAUAAACGAUUAUGAUAAAGUGUUCGAUGAAUAUUUGUGUAUGUGUAUGUUUGUGUAUGGUGCAUUGAAGCAACUUCCAUUUAUUGUGAAUAUUAUCACAUGCUUUCCUAAAAUUUAUAAUUAAUAAUAAAAUUUGUAACUUAUUUAUACUUCAAAUGGUAAAAUCCUAUUUAUUUUAUCAUAUCUUGGAUAAACAUGAAAAUAGCAUAUUUUACCAAUAAAUAUACAGUUUUUUAUA